UUUUCGGUAUUAACCGACCGUUAUCGUAAACCAGUAAAAAUGGCUGCUCCCAUGGAGGACAACGAGGAAUUGGUGCAAGAGGAUUAUUAUGCUUGGUUAAACGUCGAUAGAAAGGCUUCCCUUGAAGAAAUCAAUAAUGCUUUCCGACGACUCAGCAAAAUAUACCAUCCUGAUAAACACCAUGGGGAUCCAGAGAAAAAAAAAGCUGAAAUCAUGUUUUCUAAGAUCAAGAAAGCCCAUGAAGUUCUGUCAGACAAACACACAAGAACAAUAUAUGAUAUAUACGGUGAAAAAGGACUGGAAUGCGGAAUGGAGCUUGUUUCAAAAACCAAAUCACCUGCAGAGAUAAUUGCAGAAUAUGAACGAAUACAACGAGAAAGAGAGGAACGAAGAUUACAACAAAGAACCAAUCCUCGGGGCACCAUAACGAUCGGUAUUGAUGCCACAGAUGUCUUUGACCAUUAUGACUUAGAUCCAGAAAAUGAGUCAUUCAUUCCUUACUUUGAAGUGAGCAGCAUGAACUUGAGUCAGUCAGUAGAGGCACCACUGACUUUAAAUGAUACAGUCACAUUUGGGGGUAACAUUGAAGCACAGAAUGGAAAUGGUAACGGAAACAUGUUGAUGGUUUGGAAGCGGUUAUUAUCAGACAAAUCAUGGGCAGAGCUUGAAAUGAGCAGUGGAAAUGGAUUUGGGUGCAGUUUAAAAGGGUUUCGUCGUCUGACAAACUCAAUGUAUGGUACUGUUGGCACUGGUCUUUCAAUGACAUCUAGGGGUUUACGGCCUGGUUUCUCUUCAAUGAUUGUAUCACAGUUUGGCAAUGUCCAAGGACGACUGGUCUGGUCAGCUGGAAUGACGACGGCUAUGAGUACCAUCAUAGUUUAUGAUUCAUUAAAAAGACAUGCAGUAUUUACGGUUCAGAUUGGAAUUCCAAAUAGUUUUGUUUCAUUAAGUUACACGCACAAAUUUCAAGAAGAUGAUGCUCGUGUGCGAGGUGCAGUAAGAGUUGGUGUAUUUAGUACAAUCUUAGAAUGUGGUGUUGAGAAAAAGAUCACCGAAUACAGUACAUUAGGAGCGACAAUGUUGGUGGGUGUUCCAACAGGAGUAACUCUUCGAAUAAAAUUAAGUCGUGGCCGCCAGACGUUCCUCUUCCCCAUCCACCUAUCCGACCAUUUAAUGCCCAGCGCCAUCUUUUAUGGAACUGCUGUCCCUUUUAUGUUAUACCAUGCUGUGAAAAUUCUUAUCAUCAAACCAUAUCUACAGGAGCAGAAGAAAAGAGAUAUUGAGAAGAAACAAGAAGAGAACAGUGAAAUUAUCCACAAGAAGAAGAUGGAAGCUGAAGCUGCAAUCCAUUUGAUGCAAGAAACAGUUCAAAGGGUAAUAAAGGAAGAAAAUGAGAAAUCUGGUCUGCUGAUUGUGAAAGCUCUUUAUGGGAAACUGUCAGAAAAGUCACAAGAUGGGUUUGUUGAUGGUAAAUACAUCGAUGUUGCUGUGCCACUUCAGUGCCUUAUCAAGAAUUCUUCGUUAUUAAUUCCUGAAAAGAAUAGCAAGACUGGAAUCUUAGGGUUCUAUGAUCCCUGUUUAGGAGAAGAAAAGAGUUUAUAUAUCAGAUAUAAAUUCCGAAAUAAACUACACCAUGUAACUUUAGGAGAUUGUGAACCUCUGAAAAUACCUCUAAAAAGUGCAGCAGUGGCUGUGUGGUAAGUCACUUGCUUAACAGCCACAUAGGUGCAGGAAUAAGAAGCUUGCUUACCAAUCACAUGGUUCCAGGUUCAGUCCCACUGCGUGGCACCUUCGGCAAGUAUCUUCUACUAAAGCCUCAGGUUGACCAAAGCCUUUUGAGAAGAUUUGGUAAACGGAAACUGAAAGAAGCCCAUCAUUUACAUAUGCAUUUAUAUGUGUGUCUGUGUUUGUCACCCCACCAUCACUUGACAACCGAUGCUGGUGUGUUUACUAAGUCCUAGGAUUGAUUUGUUCAACUAAAGGUGGUGCUCCAGCAUGGCCACAGUCAAAUGACUGAAACAAGUAAAAGAAUAACAAACCUAGUUUGGGUGUUCUGCUUUAAACAACUUUACAGAACAAAACUGAAGACACAAUUGAAACAUUUAUUAAAGGUUGUAAGGUGACGAGCGUGCCAGUUCCCAUCAAACUGUCCAGCUCGGAAAACAGAUGUAUGAUGAUGAUAUUUAAACACAAACAGAAGACGGCAACAUAGCAGCCAUUAAGGAGUGCAAUAAAAUACCUUGUGGGGCUAAUAAAAAUAAACUACCUUCACCCAACCAACCACAAUCCUGGUUCCUCAGUCUCCAUUCACUUCUACUCACUUCAUACCUUGACACCUCAUCACCCCUAUUUUUAUUUUUUCCCAGCUCCAGCCCCAGUCACUCUCGCCCUCUCUUAAAAUGUGAGUAGUCAUGUGACCGUAACCCCUCAGUACCAAGAAAUCUGAUAUGUUCUGGGCCCCUUCUUUCUCAUUUUAACCCCUCGUUUCCAGUAGAAAGCCUCCUCCCUCUCUACUGUAGCCCCACUCAGCUGAAGGCGAUCUCAGUGUUGCAAGCUGCAUGGUUACCUCAUUAGUGUUGGUGACACAUAAAAAGCCCCCACUGCACACUAUAAAAUGGUUGGUUUUAGGAAGGGCAUGCCAAAGGAGACAUUGGAAGCUGAUGUAGUCCUUGGACCUGAUGAAUCCUUUCAAACUGUCUAACCCCUACCAGCAUGGAUCACAGACAUUAAAUGAUGAUGAAGACUGGAAAAAUUGUUGGUGUGUCGGACAAGCUGCCUUGCAGUGUUUGUUUUAUCUCUUUUUACGCCCCACAGCCCUUCCCACCCCUCUGACUAAGCAGUAAAAGAAAUAGACUAAAAAAUUUUUAAAGUAGAACUGACCGGAAGGAUGUGGUCAAACUUCUUUGCUGCCAUUUCUCCACUUUCCCAGAAAUUUAGAUUAAAUAACACAACUUUGUUUAAUUGGCGUAUACGGGCGGGCCAGUAAUUCCGGAACACUUCAAUGCCUGUUUAAUAAUAAUAAUAAUAAUAAUGAUAAUGCUGAUAAAGAUGAUGAUGAUGACAACAUAAGGAACUUUAACAGAGACAGACAUUUUCAGUCUUAGCUACAUUGUAUCUGAACUCUUUAGAUUACGAUUGGAAUGUAAUCAGUAAAAUGUAAUGCUUAUUAAAAUAAUAAUAACAAUAAUAAACAAGUGUAAAUAAAUUCUUUAUGGCAUCACAAAUGAAUGUAAUGAUUUUUACCUGUUGUUUCGUAGUGGUUCUCUGGAAUAGGAUGUCCUGUAAGAUUAGCUGCAGUAGCCGUUUUUCCAACUCCAGUUUUACCAACCAACAAUAUUUUAUAUUCAACUUCCUUGACAGAAACUGUCUUUGGCAGAUUUGGCUGUUCCAGUAAACCUUUGUAAGAGACAAUAGACAAAAACAUAUUCCACAGAGAAUAAUCCAAUAUUUUGGGGAUUAAUCAUUUCAUGACCAUAUUUCUGAUGAGAUACAUUUAUUAAUCAUCAUCAUCAUCAUUUAUCGUUUGUGUUCCAUACUGGCAUGGGUUGGAUGGUUUAACAGGAUCCAAUGGAUCUAAGGACUACAUUGUACUCUAGUGUCAGUUUUGGUAAGGAUUCUAUGGCUAGAUGCCCUUCCUAAUGUCAACCACUUUACAGCGUGGACUGGGUAGGUUUUUUUUUCCAUCCCACUGGCACUGCUGAGGUCACCAUACAGCUCACAAGGUUUCAAAACCCAAGAAGCGGGGGAGACAGUAGCUUUAUACUAAGACAGUGGUUUUCAGCUGGGGUCCACACAAACAAAAUAAUAAAUUGGGGAUCCAUUGUAGCAUUUUAAGGGUCCUUGAAAGGUUUUAAUCUAAGUGUAUCUUUUGCAAGAAACCAGUUUUUUUUAUCUCAUUUUAUAUAGUUCAGCCUACACGAGUGAGUAAAUAACAAAAUAGGAAUCUUGAAAGAAAUAUCUUUAGAAUUAGUUUUUAAACAUUGAAUGGUUAUAGGGGUCCACCAGAAUAAAAUUGUAAUCAGAGGAGUCCAUAGGUAAAAGAUGGUUGAGAGCCAGUGUGCUAAGAAAUGAGUGAAGUGGGUGGAGCAGAGCAGGUUCUUGUAGAGGAGCUAAAUGGCUUCUCGCAUUUGGCACAGAGAGAGAGAGAGAGAAUGAAUCCUCUCUUUACAGCUAAUUCUGAUUCAUUCUCAUUGUAUAUGUGUUUUAAUUAAUUCUGAAAGGAUAUUAAAAGCUGUUACAACCAAAAUUCUUCAAUUAAAAAUCUGAUAUAAUCCGCAAAAAACCAACACACCGGAUCCCCUAAAAGAUAUCAAACCAAAGCCCCUAAGAGCCUGUGUAUGAAACCCCCAAAAGGUGAUGCACCCAUCCCCUAAAAGGCUACUUACCAAAGACCUUCCGAGACCCAUCAGCAUGUUGUAGUGAGAAUAAUAUUUCCAAACCAAUCUUUGAUUGGUACCAUUUGAAAUCAAGUAAAGACCCAGUCUUCAACAUCUUCAUUUAUUAACAGAA
Molecule: messenger RNA, 4509 nt
Organism: Octopus bimaculoides (California two-spot octopus)
Lineage: Eukaryota; Metazoa; Mollusca; Cephalopoda; Octopoda; Octopodidae
Product: dnaJ homolog subfamily C member 11
Biological process (GO): cristae formation
Source: RefSeq, a predicted model, not a curated record